AUGAGUGAGAGAUAUAAUCUUGCUGAUUUUGUCAAAUUUAAAAAAGGAAAUGGUUUUGGGUUUGGCAAAAUAGAGAAUUUUAGUAGAGAAGAAGAUUGGUUCCAAUAUUUUGAAUACAUUUUAAGCCAAGAUUUACCAACAGGUUAGUUUAUUUAUUGUAUAAAUAUUACUCUAUAGCUAUUUUCAAAUUAUCAUUAUAUCUAUAUUUUAAUGUUUUAUAAAUUUUUUAGGUAAACAACAACAUCAUGGAUAGUAUGAAGUUUUUAAGACAGAUUAAUUUUUUAAAGGAAGAAUGUCUGAAAUUAUAGAGAAAGUUAAAUUAAUGAAGUUAUCUGAAUAUAUUUAAAUGAAUGAAAGAAAAGGUUAUGUGAUAAGAUAAUAGUAUAUAUCAAGAGAAUUAAUGCCUCCCUUAAAAUAUUGUUUUUGUAAUUAAUAUGUGAAUCCUGAUUAAGUUCUUGUGGUCUGUAAUUUAUGUGAAAAGGCCUUUCAUGCAGAAUGCCUGAAUAAGAAAUUAAAUUAAGGAUUAGUUAAUUGUGACUCAUGUAGAGAAUAAUUUACAAAUAAAUCCAUUCCAGAUAGCAUAAGGGAAAGUCUAAAGAUUAAAAAGAGUGAUGUAAUUGUACAAAAUUAAUCAAAUAAAAUAAAUGAAUAAUAAAAUGCUGUUUUAAUUGAAGAGGAAGGAGAAGAAGAAAUAGAAAGAAAUGAAAGAAGGAUAGAUUUAGAUAAAAUAUUAAAGAAAAUCAAAAUUAAAGAGGGAUAAUAAGCAAAUUAAGUCAAAAUUAUUAAAGAACAAAUUUAAAAAGAUACUACAAUAGCAAAAGUUAAUACAAAUUAAUAAUUAAAAUAAACUUCUUAACCUUUUAAAAAUAUAUCAACUGCCAGUAUUGAGAAAAUUAAAUUAUGGGUUGAAAAAUAUAAACAAAUGGAAUCAAAUGUGUCUAGUUUUGAAAAAAAAAGAUAAGAAGUAAGAGAAAAGUUUUUUACAGUGAUUUUUUAUGGAAUUGAAGAAUUAAGAGAUUUGUUUCAAUAAGAUCAAAAUUCUGUUAGUUAAUAAGAAAAAUGGAUUCUUUCUAUGACAGAUGUUGCUUUAUUUUAGUAUAUAAAGAAUUUGGCUCUAGAUAUUGAAGUUUUUACUCACAUUAAAUAUAAUGUUUAAUUUAAAGGGAAACUUGAACCUAAUUAUAUUGAUAGAUGCAAAUUAAUAUAUUUACAUAUGAAAGAUGAUAAUAAUCUUGAAUUAAGGAGAAAGGUAAUUUCAAAAGAAUUUUAAGCUUAAGACCUUUGUAUCAGAGAUGAAAGAGAUUUAUAUAAUCCUGAUAAAAGGAAAGAAACUCAAGAAAUAGCAAUGAGAGUUAUUGAAAUGAAUUAAAAAGAAAAAGAAGAUGAAGCUACUAUUACAAAAGAAAUGGAAGAAGUCUCUUUAAUAAAACAGGUAUAAUAAUAAUUUGAAAUUUUUAGUAAUCUAUUAUAGAUGAAUUUUAAUCUUUAGAAGUAAGAAAGGAUGGAUAUUCUUCUUAAUGGUAGCUUAAGGAAAAGUUAAUAGAAUAUUCAGUGGAGAAUUCUUUGUCAAGAUUCAAGACAAGGAUUGCAGAAGAAUUAAGUGAAAGAGAGAAAAUAUUAAUUUUAAAUAGUUUAGAUUAAUUUUAUAAAAAUUAAUGA
This is a messenger RNA of Paramecium sonneborni, 1659 nucleotides long. The record is from the annotation of a GenBank genome assembly. Lineage: Eukaryota; Ciliophora; Oligohymenophorea; Peniculida; Parameciidae.